AGGGGAUGUCACCAGUUCGACAUGUGGAAGGCCUUGCACUGCAUGAAACCCACCGCCUCGAAGUCACGUUCCGCUCGAAAAGACACCGGCUAUCUCAGGUCUAGCUUGUAGGGCCUGGGAUGAAAGUGAAGGGUGCCCGGCAUGGUGGUAGUGGCCCGCAAACUGAAGUAACAAUGUUUAAUAAGAAGUUCUCCUUCCGCAAGAAAAGAGGAGAGAGCCGAGACGAGCCCGACCAUGACCGAAUUUUCCCCAGCGAUCCGAGCGCUGACACGCUGGCGGUGCCUGGUGCAUCGAACUCGACCGAUAUUGCUGCCCCACGACGCGAUUCAUCGCCCAGCUCGAACUCUCUGCGCUCGAGCCUUCUCGAUCGAAAGCGCACCAGUUCCUCAACUUUCAUCUCUCAGACCGUUGGCUAUGGCGAUCGCGAUGGCGACACCGCGGAUAAAGACCCCCUCGGCCUGAAGGUGAUCCACCGACCAAGUAAAGACCGGACGGUCGACAUUGUAUUUGUGCAUGGCCUUGGUGGUAGUAGCCGGAGGACAUGGAGCAAGGACCAUAACCUUGAUUUCUUCUGGCCGCUGAAGUUCCUGCCAUUCGAGCCAGGCAUCAGCGAAGCGCGAAUCUCCACCUUCGGAUACAAUUCCAACUUUCGAUCCGGGAGUCGGAGAAACAAGAUGUCGCUGCUAGAUUUCGCCAAGAAUCUCCUUUUCGAUCUAAAGUAUGCCCAAGAUGAUUCUAUGGGACAGCUGGAGGAUCUUGGGAUGGGGGAGAGGCCCAUCGUCUUCGUGGUACAUUCAAUGGGCGGUUUGAUCGUUAAAGAAGCGUAUAUGCAAGGCCAGAACGACCCAAAGUACGAGGCCAUCAUCAAAUCGGUCUCCGCAAUCGUUUUUCUCUCGACUCCCCACCGGGGAACCAACCUGGCCGAGACUUUGAACCGCAUUCUACAAGUCUCUUUCGUGUCCAACCCCAUGCAAUACAUCGCGGAGCUGGCCGCGGGCUCGCAGACGUUACAGAAGCUCAAUGAACAGUUUCGACAUAUAGCUCCCAAGCUGGAGAUUGUCAGUUUCUACGAGACCCGGCCGACGACAGUUUUCUCCAAGACCCAGAUUAUGGUUCUGGAAAAGGAUUCGGCAGUGCUCGGAUAUCCGGGCGAAGUCUCAAUGCCACUCGACGCAGACCAUCAUGGUGUGUGCAAAUACGCAAGCCGAGUUGACCCUCGCUAUGUCACUGUUCGAAAUGUACUGAAGAACCUUAUCAGAAAGGGCAUGCCUUCAGACCAAUCCCAAACAACCACAGGUAAAACCUCAAAAUCAACCUUUGAACAGCUUCUCUCUGUUCCCGAGUCCCCAGAAAGAGACUAUAGCGUCUUCCGUGACCGUUGGACGCCAGGAACCUGUUCUUGGAUCCUCGACCACCCCGCUUUCGUCGAGUGGCUAGAAGACACUCAAUCAGAUCCCAGAGUCUUAUGGAUCCAAGGGAAUGCAGCGAGUGGGAAGUCGGUCCUUUCUUCCUUUGUUAUCGACCACCUCGUCCAACUUGGACUCCCGUGCCAGUACUUCUUUGUCCGCUUCGAGGAUAAGAAAAAACGAGCGCUCAACACAAUCCUCCGUUCGUUGGCCUGCCAGCUUGCCAACACAACACCUGCAUACGCACACCAACUCCGCCAACUUGAAACGGCCGGCGCUGACCUUAAGAGCCAAGAUUACCGGAAUCUCUGGCAGUGGCUGUAUAAGCAGAGUUUAUUCCACCUACCUGUCAGCUACCCAAUUUUCUGGGUUCUCGACGGCAUUGACGAAUCCGACAGUCCCCGUUCUCUGCUCAACCUUCUUUCUGAGCUCCGCUCCAUCAACAUCCCCAUCCGAAUUCUAAUCGUGAGUCGAAAGACGCACGACAUCGCCAUGUCCUUCCAGCAACUAAGUGACCAGUUGAAAAUCGAAACAGUCACCACCGAAGGAAACCACGAUGACUUUCACCGGUAUAUCAGCCGGGAGAUGCACCUGGCCGGCGACAAUUCCUACAGAGAGGGCAUCAUUGCCGAGGUCCUCAAGCGGGCACAGGGCAAUUUCCUCUGGGUGCAUCUCGCAGUUCAGAGGAUUAAUAAGUGUCAUACAAAAGUGGAUGUAAGCAACGCGUUGAACGACCUUCCUCCAGGGAUGGAAGCACUGUACAACCGCAUGGCCAACUCCGUCCAGACCGAGCCGCAUAGCGACAAUCCCACCCUCGGCGAAAGGAUUCUGGGCUGGGCGACCUACGUCCAGCGCCCACUCAGCGUCGAAGAGCUCAGCGACGCGUUGGACGACGACGGCGUCCUAGAAAUCCACCGGACAAUCGGGGACCUUUGCGGAGGGUUUGUGGUUGUAGAUCAUGAGGGAAAAGUCGCCCUGAUCCACGAGACGGCUCGAGAGUACCUGUCUCGGGGAAACCAGCAAGGUGUCCCGUUGGUCAUGGAACCGAAGCUUAUACACAACAAGCUGUUCACUAGAUGCAUCACGCGCUUAAUGGACAAGACACUCCGAGCCCACAUCAACCAGGACCGGCAGCCGGCGUUGCUGGACUACGCGACGAGCGCCUGGGUCUUUCAUCUUUCUCACGGCUCGGCCACCAGUCGCGAGAACCUGGAAAUCCUGAUGAAGUUCUUCCAGGGCCCGCCGGUCCUCACAUGGAUCCAGGCAGCUGCCAGAGGGAAACAGCUCAGGUCGCUGGUGACAGCAUCUCGUCGCCUGACUGACAUUGUCGAGCGGCUGCGGCGAUUCAACGACGAGGAAUCCUUGCUCCACCGCCAGGCGAUAGAAACCCUCACACGCUGGGCCACGGACCUCGUUAAGCUCGUCGGAAAAUUCGGGACCUCCCUGCUCCAGAAGCCAGACGCGAUCUACAAACUGAUCCCGCCCUUCUGCCCGGAGGACUCGGCCAUCUACCAGCAAUUCGGCCUCAAGGAGAGCAAGGCGCUGCGCAUCUCGGGGCUCACCAGGGGCACCUGGGACGACUGCCUCGCGCGCCUGUCCCUCGAGCCCGGCGCCGUCGCAUCCGCCGUGCACGCAUCGGGGAGCCGCAUCGCCGUCCUGGCCAACCGGCAGAAGGUGGGCCACAUCUUCGUGUACAACUCGGUCACCUGGGAGGAGGAGCGGCGCAUCGCGCACCCGGAACGUGUGUCCAGGAUCCGGGUCGACGCCGCGGGCGCCACGCUGGUGAGCUACGGGUACAAGACUACCAAGCUGUGGAGCCUGUCCUCGGGGGAGUGCGUCAAGACGGUGGCGAAUCCUGCGGGCCGGCCUAGGCCGCACAGCAUCGUCUUCCUCGAGAAGAACAAGACGGUGCUGAUCGGGAGUGAGGACCGGUGCGCCAGGUCUGUCAAGGUUGACGGCGACUCGACUGAGUGGGAGACCAGGGCGCGGAUCGAGGAGGAAGCCCCGGAAUAUGGCGUGCUUAACGCGCCAACGUGCUCGGCUCUCAGCCCCGAUGGGGAGAUGAUUGCGUUUGGAUAUCGCGGGCAUCCCGUCACGGUAUGGCAGCUGGGGUCCGAGGAACUCGUCGGGCGAUGCAACAUGACUCCGGAUGGGACGGCUGUCACGAAUCAGGAGAACACGUUUGGGGAGAUCACGCAACUUACCUGGCACCCAUUCAGCGGGGAGGUCCUCGGUCUGCAUCGCGAAGGGCUGCUGUUCAAAUGGGACCCGUACGACGACGAAGCUAGUGCAAAGGUUCAGGCAGGAGCGCACUUUCUGGCAGUGUCCCUGGACGGGUCACUCGUCGCGACAGGAGAUACCCGCGGAACCGUCAAAGUCUACACGACUGCCGACUUCUCGCUGCUUUAUCAGUUGUCGUCCCCGGAUCCCGUUCUCGAUAUCGCAUUCAGCACUGAUUCCAGGCGCCUGUACGAUACACGGGGUGCAUACGGGAAUGUCUGGGAACCCAAUGCUCUGGUCCGUCUGGCCGAGAGUUCCGAGCUCACCGACCAUAGCAGCGAUGCCUGGGGCGAAAACGACAGUCUCGCGAAACAGUCCCCCCAGACCGCGCAACACUUCCCCGGAGUCGACAACGUCGUUGCAAUUUCGGGGCAACCCAACGGGCCGCUCUAUUGCUACGGCACAGAAGACGGCGUUGCAGUGCUGGGCGAAGUCGGGCGCGGUACAGUGGCCGAGCUGGGGAGAUCGGCGAGUUUCAUGUCCGUCGAGCACAUGGCAUGGAGCGAGGACGGGAAGCUCGUGGCACUUGCAGAUCUGAGCCGCAGGAUCGCCGUCAUGAGUAUCGCGAAGACAGACCAAGCCGGACCCACGUGGCGGGUCAACCACGACUUCCAUCUAACCCUCCCCUCACAGGACGGCUUCACCCAGCUUCUCUUCCAGCCCAACGGCCAUAGGUUAUUGGCUGUAUCUCCCACCGCACUAUUCGUUGUCGAUAUCGAAUCUCGCGCCGUCCAGGUAUCGAAAAUCCCUGAUGGAGCGCCGAGGAUGAGAUUCAUGUGCCAUCCGACGAAGCCCGAUUACCUUCUAGCCUUUGGAAAUACCAAGGGCCAUGUCUUGACUUGGGAUGGCCUCCGGCAGGUGGCCAAGCACACUUACUUCCCCCCUCGACUCAACAGAGUCGCAACCUUAUCCGCAAGUUCUCCCUCGUACAGACCGGGGAGCUCCGGGCCCGCCGAAGAGACGCUGGGUCGACUCAUCUCGUGUCCCGGCUCUCCCGACAUCCUGCUGGAAGUCUCGCGGCUCGCCGAUACGGGACGACCCGGGAGACAGUAUCUGCUCUUCGAGGCCGACGACAUCGAGCUGGACCCCGAGAAGAAUCACGGCGCGACCGACGAGACAGGGGCCGCGGAGAGCUGCAACAACUUGCCAUAUACAACCUUGUCCGCGGAGAUUGCGUGUCGCAUACGGGAGCCACUGGCCAUCCUGUCUCGCAGGAGGCUCGUAUUCCUGGAUGUCGACCGGUGGAUUUGUACGUGGCGCAUAUCCGCUCUGCCGCAAGCACCGGGGCGGCCGUCGGGCGGGAGGGGAUCGGAGUCGGGUUCCAGGGGAAUAGAGGCCCAUUACUUCCUCCCCGGCGAUUGGGUCACUGCUAAUGAGGCACCUCUCUGUACCGUCAUGCCCGAUGGGACUUUACUCUGCACCAGGAAUGGUGAGGUGGGCGCCGUUCAGUGUGCCAAAAUUCGGAGAUAGAGCGACGCCUUAUAUAGCGGUAUCCGUAGUUGUGAGGAAAAAAAGAACAGGAAAAGUGGGAAAGGAAUGCAGGUUGAGAGGCGCGAGGACGGGAAAAAAAAAAUGACAAAAAAUAAUAGCA
Molecule: messenger RNA, 5277 nt
Organism: Phialemonium atrogriseum
Lineage: Eukaryota; Fungi; Ascomycota; Sordariomycetes; Cephalothecales; Cephalothecaceae
Product: YVTN repeat-like/Quino protein amine dehydrogenase
Exons: 6
Coding region: 120-5156 (1678 amino acids)
Molecular function (GO): protein binding
Source: RefSeq, a predicted model, not a curated record